This is a messenger RNA of Rhizopus microsporus ATCC 52813, 574 nucleotides long. RefSeq lists its product as uncharacterized. Bases 37 to 390 code for a protein of 117 amino acids. The transcript is spliced from 2 exons. Lineage: Eukaryota; Fungi; Mucoromycota; Mucoromycetes; Mucorales; Rhizopodaceae. The record is from RefSeq and is a predicted model, not a curated record.
GUUUUGCUUGCAAAAAAAAAUACAAAACCUUAUAAAAUGGCAAGCCAGCAAAAUGUUAGCAAGUCAAACAGGCCGAUUUCUUUUGUUGGCAUGAAUGUCAACCAAGUAAAGUCUGAACUUGCCGCUCAACUAAGCAAUCAGGAACAACUAUUGGCAAAGCUAGGAACAAGUCAAAUUAGUCGAAAUGCGUUCUUAAAACAAUCAGACAUGAUUCGAAAAGAACUUCAAGAUCUCAAUAAAUAUAAUCAACAAGACGAAUUACCUACUGAAAUUAGAGAAAAAUUAGAAACUUUGGCAAAUGAGUUUCAGCACAUAAAGGCAACCAAGGUGAAGCUCAGAUACUGUCUCUCCUUUAUUACCUCCUGCGCCAACUCACAGUUCAUCCUCUAAACAACGAGCUAAAUAUGCAAAUGGAAAUAAACGUAACCCAGAUAUCGAGUUCGCCACAGAGAUUGGUCAAGGGCUACUCAUUGAAGUGAGAAAACUACAGAAUAUCAUCCAAGAAAAGGAAGAAAUCAUAAAACAACUGGAAGCAGCCAGGACAGAGAAUGAGCGUCAUCAUGAAACAGCUCAG